CAGGUUCUAGUAAAACACAUCGGAGCUAUAAAGCUGGUUAGGUGUGGAAGAGCGCACUGCUCACACUGCUGAAAUCCGACUAAUUUCUCUCCCAGGGAAAUUUAGCGACAAGAGCGCAUCAUGAACAAUGAAAGCGUCCAGCCGGGUGUGUAUGACUUCAGAGGAUCUGCCGCACAGAAGUGUGUGUAGUGUGGUGAUUUGGUCAGCAGAUGAGGAGAGCAGGAGCACCAGGCCUUGGACUUUAGAGCAUCUUGUCUUAUCUUACACCACAUCCAGGUGUUGAAACAAAAUGACCGAAAAGACGGCUCCUUGGUGGAGAUCCUUCGUGGGAAAGAGAAGGAAAGCUGCCAGAGAAUCAGCAUCGAUCCUGGAGCAGGACCUAGCAGCUUACGUGGCCACCGAAUCCAACCAACAAGCCGUGUCUAUCUCCAGCACUCCGGAGCAGAGCAACAUCCGAGUGACCACCUCUCAAGCAGCAGGAGGACAAGCCUCUGUAGCCGAUGACACUUACGACGACUCAGUCGUGCAGCCGACAUUCAGCGAGAGCGCAAACCGCCGCAACCUGCGCGUGUCACGCUCGGGCCGCUUCAAGGAGAAACGCCGUACACGCGUGGGCCUACCAGACCAGUACGACAGCAGCACAGAGAGGGCAGAGCCACAAAGCAAAGGCAACAUGAACUAAACAUGUAGUUAAGAUUGGAUUAAUACUUAGAACAUGCAAAUGACUGUGAUCAGCCACCAUCAGUGUAUUGUGUAAUAGUGUAUUGUGCAGCUGGUUAGCUGCACAUGUGAUGGUAAAACACAUCCGAGCAGCUAAAAGUAGGACGUGACUUAAAUAAGCUGAGUAAUGCCCUCCAUUUUCACUGUGUGGAACUGAGUUGCACUGAAAUGAUUAAGCCUUGAGGGACACAGUAUCAGGGCUUGAGCUUGUUCCGAAAUGAAGAUGAGGCUGGUUUAUUUCUCUAUCUGUGACAGACACAGAGCAGGACACAAGCACACGUUCUCUUAGAGAUGAAGUUUUAACUGUUUAGUUCACUUUCUAUUUCUAUUUUGGAAUUUAAAUAUUAUAUGAAGGAUUUUAUGUAAUGUAUAUAUUCAUUAAGAUGGUUGAACGAUUGCACUCUAAAAAAACAAAAAAAGGGGGUUUGUGAAGAUUACUAUUUUUGCUGCUUACAGGGAAAUGAAGUUUAUAUAUGAUAUUUUGUUACACACAGAUUUUUAGAAACCACAGAGAGAACACAGAGCUUUAAACAUGAUAAAAACUGGAUGGACGUUACUGGAUGGAAGAACCUCUCUAGACAUAGAUAAUGAAGGAGAUGAUUGAAUUUGAAUGGAGCUGGAUGAGAUUAGGAACAGUGCGGUAGAAUGUACCGUAGCACAGACAUGAUAUAAAGAUCAGGGUUAAAGGAGAUUACAGGGAGUACAGAAGGAAUUUUCCUAUUUUUAGAUUCACAGUUAAAUAUGGGUUUUAAACACUUGAAGAAAUUAAAAUACAAAUCUGUUCUUCUGACCAGGUUUUUAAAAUGCAGCAUGACACUGUAAAUAAAGAGAUCUAAAUAAUGAAUGCAAAUUCUGAUGUUAAUCCCAGUAAAAAAACAAACAAACACAAAAACAGUACAGGUCACUGCUCAUGUAUGUGAAGACGUAAUUACAGUGCAGGGUGGAGCAGCCAGGCCGUCAGAGCUACUGCAGGUACGGUGUGCUGUAGUUUUAGUCACCUAGCUCCAGGCUGAGAUCUUUAGGCCUGACAAGUCCUGUGUCACAGCAUUCUCUCUC
Messenger RNA from Hemibagrus wyckioides, 1776 nucleotides. Its product is annotated as proline-rich protein 15. The record is from RefSeq and is a predicted model, not a curated record. The transcript has 2 exons. Bases 290 to 682 code for a protein of 130 amino acids. Lineage: Eukaryota; Metazoa; Chordata; Actinopteri; Siluriformes; Bagridae.